AUGGUCAUGCCAAGUGUUGUGAUCGUCACAAGAUCGACAGUUGGAGCUGGAACCACAGGCGUGACGGUAUCAAGUAACAGGAGUCAUUCUAAUUAUAUUAUUCCUUCGGGACUCGUUAAUGAAGAGACACAACAAAAAGAUGCCUUUUUGUUUGUAGCUAACAUAUCCAAAUACUGGGAACCUAAUGAUAUCAAGCAAUUUGUUUUUGAAACAUGCAAGUCUCCUGUAAUUGAACAGACAUUAAAACAUGUGACAGUUUUAAGAGAUUUAGAAGAUAAUUCAAAAGGCGAGUGUUUGUUGACAUUUGCAAACCCAAAUGCAUGUCAUAUGGCAAUGAAACUGCUGCGAGGUGCAGAAUGUGAUAACAAGAAGAUAAUAGUCAUGCAGGAUUCUGGUCGGAUACCUUUAUAUGUUGCAUUAAAUCCAUACUUGGCUUCUGACAAGAGUAACCUAGUUGAACAUUAUAAAAAUUUAAGAAACAAUACAGAUCCAAAUACAGUAACAACAAAACCAACUAACAACGUCACUAAAUCAACAAACACAUCUUUUGGUUCUUCGAACGAAACAUAUGGUCUGAGCAAAGAAUUUUUGGAUUACCUCGAGAUAAAACUACCGCUGCAUAAAAUAAUAUUCAUUGGAAAUUUAGAGUCAUCAGUAACUGAAGAACAAAUACGCGAACUCUUCCAGCAUGCUGGUCAUAUCUAUGGCAUAAUGCUCAUGAAAUCCGAGAAAGCGAAAACAUUUGCCAAGAUUGAAUAUGACCAUCCGGUCGAAGCUGUACAGGCUAUAUCGAUGUUCCAUGGCCAUAUGUAUAUGAAUAGAACUUUGAUAGUCAAGAUGGACAACAAUGGAAGUUUGCAGUUAAAGCGAUCGGGGCCGGGUUUAGGACCUAACGGGCAACCAUUGCGAGCGGUCAGGUAUUCCGUAGAAUUGGAGCCCCUCAAGCAAUUAUUACUGCAGGAAAUUGCUAAAUUACAAACAAUAAAACCACAAGAAGGUAAUGUUAAUACCGGAUAUCAAGGUAUUCUACAAAACAACUCCAUUGGAGCCAUGAGCAAUUUCCAGAAUACUCAGAAUCUUAACGGCCUGCUGAAUGUUGAUGCCUUUAACCCAUAUAAUCAAUAUUUGUAUACAUAUAACAUGAUGAACAGUCAAGGUGUGCAAAAUUUAGUAAUGACGCCAGGAUUACAACCGCAAAGCAAUGUUAUGUCAGUAUUCCAGAAUCAAAAUAUAGCUAAUACGGUUCAGAAUCCAAUGGCUGGUAUUCAAAAUCAAUUUAGUAAUAUAGACCAGAAUAUUAUUGGAAAUAAGGCACAUAAUAAAACGGAUGAAGUUAAUACGUUUUUAAAAAGAAAGCAGAGUAAGGAAAGCCAUAGACAAGAAAGUUCUCCAACACAAAGCGACAGUUAUGAGAAGUACUUGUAUGAUAAGAUGUAUAGUAGCGACUUGGAAGAACCAGAGACUAAAUAUACACGUAGAGUAUCACCAACGAGAAGCGAACAUUCUGAUAGCAGUGUUGAUACAUCUUCUGAUUUGUUAAUUUUCACAAAUCUACCGUCAAGUUUGAACGCGGACACGCUGUCUUCCAAAAUGAGUGAAAUAGGCGAUUUGAAAUUCGUGGAGUUGACCGGAGGCAAUAAGGCCAUCGUGAAAUUCAACAAUACUCGCGACGCUGAACGUUGUAUCAGACUGUUAGAUCGUUCCAAAGUGGAUGGACAAAGAAUAAACGUGAAAUACCUGUAAAUAAAAGUGAGUAUUUCAGACUCGUCGGUGUGAGGUAAGUAAGGUAAGAUUGAAGUAAAACUUUAAGGGAAAUUGAACUUAUACAUACAGAUUUUCCAUUAUUCAUUCCUUCUUCCUUGUCAUAAUUUCUUGGGUUAGAGAUAAAUUUGUAUAGGUUGAUCUGCGUUGUAAUAGCUUUUUUUUAAUAUUUAUGGCUGCAGGGUUACGAUGAUUUUGCCAAUAUCAAGCUGGGAUAUCACUGCUUCUUUUAUAAUCUGUUCAUACGGCUUUUUUUUAGCUAUCCAAAUUUGUUGAGAAUUGGACUCAAAGGAAACAAAUAUAUAAUGCUGUAUUUGUUAGUUGAUUGGAUUAUCAAAUAUUUGCGUUUUACAGUUUUAUUAAACUACAUUUGAAAUAUCAGUGGCGUAAUGUAUAUAAAAAUACUAUACUUUACAUACCUACAUAUGUAUAUUUUAAACAAGUGCACAACUUGUGUUUAUUUAUCAACCUCAAAAUCAUUUAUUCACACGGACCUUUCUGCCUUGUGUAUACAUCUUUUUUUUUUAUCAAUAUGCCUACCGCCCUAGAUUUGCAGACAUCUGUCGAUGAAAACUUUUUAGCCCUUUCAAGCCUAUAUGGUGAAUCAUAUUUAAUAACAUAUUCUGUGAAAAUUUCAUAGUAACUCUUCCAGCCAUUAUCUACAAAUUCUAAAAACAGGUAACGCAAAUUCUUCAAGUAUAUAACUGUUUUGUUUUCUGUAAUCUAAGAUUAUUUCAGUCGAUAAAACGUGCCAUUUUCCAAAUCGUGAUACAAAAUAGUUUUUAUGAUUUUAGAAUAUAAACUAAAAAUUUUACCUAGCAUUUUUCAUUUCCUGUGUACAUUAGGUACUUUUGUUAUUUUAGGCUUGUUACUUCCAGGUAUCUUUAAUUGUACAGAAAGACGGGUUUUGUGGAGUCAUUAGUAGAAUCAUUUGUUCAUUUUUCUAGAUUCAUAGUUUUAGGUAUAAUAGAAUAGAAGCAGAUCCUUCUCACUCUCCUGUCUUAGUAUUUCAUCUAUUAUUAUCUAUUAUGAUUAUAGCAUUAUAUUUUAGGGCAUUUUCUUCCAGCACCAUGUUUAAUAUUUAAGUCGAAGCUCUUCAAUUUUUCAUUACGUGACCCCUACGUAGUUUAGUCAUUUUCAUGUUGUCUCUUUAUUUCUGUUCAUGAUUUUUUAGAUCUAAUUGAAGACUAAGGAGUUAUAUAUUAGAUACAUUAAUGUCUCGCCAGCUAAAGUCCAACUAGUUGACUCGGCUUUGCCUAUAUUACUCGGGAACAUGGGCAGUGAAAGGAUUUCUCAAUUCGGUGCAGUGCUUCCGGAGUUUAAUUUCCUGAUAACUAAAUUGUCUCUAUUUUACUUUAUAUUAGUAUACAUAUAUUAUCUAAUAUUUUUAAUUUUAUAUAUCGUUUAAGGCAGCCGUGCCGUAAGUAAUUCGACUUUUCGAUCUUUGUUACUGAAAUUUCAUGUAUUUUUCAUGUAUUUAAGCCAGUGCGGGGUCUUUAGGCACAUAAUUUGGGUACGAAAUUAGAUUCUUCAGUUUGGGUUUUUAUAAAAAAAAUACUUGCAAUUGUUUUUCUUUUAAUAUUACGUUUAGUUCCCUACUAAGUCAGAGCGUGGGGCCCGUAGCAUUUGCUACCAUUGCUACAAGUUAAUACGCCACUGUAUUUAGGAUAUUAAGCUUGAUUUUUUAGUUCCCGUACAAUUCUGUAAUUAAAAAGGUAAUUACUCUGUGUUUUAGCGCUGCCAUUUUUUAAUCUAUAGAACUGUUUUUUAAUACUUUAUUGUGUUUAUAGGUGCCUCACAAUGUUUUCCUUCCACAUUUUACUUUUAGUGCAUUUACUAAAAAUGGCAAAGGUCUUAAUGAAAUAUUGUUUUUAUUUCAGUGGAGUACGCAGCUUAUUGAAGACUAUUUUAUUCGUAGACAAAAUCAAUUAUCUAUAUAGGAUAUUUUUUUAUAUUUCUUGCACGUGAAUAAUUAAAAAAUAUAUAUAACUAUCCUCACCGUCCAGUUUCGAUCACUUUAGUACUGUAUGUAAGAAACUCUGGUAAAUUUCUAGUUUUAAAAUACUUUGCUUACUUUAUUAUAUUGCUAAAUAUUUUAGUUUUACUGUGACGUCACCAUUUCAUAAUAUUGCUAAUUUAAUCUAAUAAAAU
Achroia grisella is the source of this 3912-nucleotide messenger RNA. RefSeq lists its product as uncharacterized. NCBI's taxonomy places the organism in Eukaryota, Metazoa, Arthropoda, Insecta, Lepidoptera, Pyralidae. Gene Ontology annotation, cellular component: nucleus; cytoplasm; post-mRNA release spliceosomal complex. Gene Ontology annotation, molecular function: mRNA binding. The transcript has 10 exons. Gene Ontology annotation, biological process: regulation of mRNA stability involved in response to oxidative stress. The record is from RefSeq and is a predicted model, not a curated record. Bases 1 to 1743 code for a protein of 580 amino acids.